Messenger RNA from Hypanus sabinus (Atlantic stingray), 996 nucleotides. RefSeq names its product phytanoyl-CoA hydroxylase-interacting protein-like. The transcript has 4 exons. Gene Ontology annotation, cellular component: cytoplasm. The record is from RefSeq and is a predicted model, not a curated record. Gene Ontology annotation, molecular function: protein binding. NCBI's taxonomy places the organism in Eukaryota, Metazoa, Chordata, Chondrichthyes, Myliobatiformes, Dasyatidae. The coding region runs from base 1 to 996 and encodes 331 amino acids.
AUGGAGCUCCUGUCCACUCCCCGCAACAUCAAGAUCACCAACAUCACUUGCGAUUCCUUCAAGAUCUGCUGGGAGACUGAUGUGAAGGACAGGGAGCGCAUCACACAUUACUUUGUGGACCUCAACAAGAAGGAAAACAAAGACUCCAACAAGUUCAAACACCGGGACGUUCCCACGAAGCUGGUGGCGAAGGCUGUGGCACUGCCGAUGACAGUGAGGGGCCACUGGUUCCUGAGCCCCCGCACAGAGUACAGCGUUGCCGUCCAGGUUGCCAUCAAGCAGAGUGACGGGGAGUAUCUGGUGUCUGACUGGAGUGAGGUGGUGGAAUUCUGCACAGGAGAUUACUCCACUGCCCACUUGAAGCAGCUACUGGAGAAGGCGGAGGUAAUCGCAGGGCGCAUGCUGAGGUUCUCUGUCUUCUACCGGAACCAUCACGAGGAAUACUUCGAUUACAUAAGGACGCACCACGGCGGUCUGAUGCAGCCCUACCUGAAAGACAGCAGCGGCAGCCACGGCUCGCCGGUCAACGGCACGCUGAACGGCAUCUUCUUCAGCUGCAACACUGAGUUCAACACGGGGGAGCCGCCGAUGGACUCCCCCUACGGCCGCCUGCGCUUCCAGCUGGACGCCGAGCACCUCUUCAACCCCAACACCAACCUGUAUUUCGCCGACUUCUACUGCAUGUACACCGCCUACCACUACGUCGUCCUGGUGCUGGCCCCCAAGGGCUCCGCCGGGGACCUCUUCUGCCGAGAGAGGCUGCCGCUGCUGGACAGCGCCCACAACCGCUUCCUGACCUGUGCCGAGGGGCCAGACGGCCAGCUGGUCUACCACCACGCUCAGGACCUCAUCUUGGAACUGAUCUACACCCAGCCGGUGAACCUGGCCCAGGGCGCCCUUGGCGAGAUCGGGGGCCACCAGCUCAUGAGCCUCUCCACCGCCGACGCCAAGAAGGACCCAAGCUGCAAGACCUGCAACAUCAGUGUGGGGCGUUAG